Messenger RNA from Peronospora matthiolae, 939 nucleotides. The record is from the annotation of a GenBank genome assembly. Lineage: Eukaryota; Oomycota; Peronosporomycetes; Peronosporales; Peronosporaceae.
AUGGAGACGGAGGUGAAGCGACGGCUCGGGCCGCACGUGCAGCGCCGCGGCGAUGGCUUCACCGAGGCCGAGUCCAUGGGGAUGCUGCAGCUCGUACGCAGUCACUGGCGUGAAGGCUGGGACGUGGUGGCACAGCUGCACAAUCAGCAGUUUUCCAAGCACAACCGCUCGCCUGAUUCGCUCAAGAAAAAGUUCUCGCGAUUGUAUCGGUCUAACGUCCCAUUACGCGGCGCCAAGAACUACCAGGCGAUUGCGUUUGCUCAUGUGGUCCACAAGGAAAUGGUCGAGGGGCUCACGCCGGCUCCAGGGGCUGCUGCUGUUGCGUCGAGCGUCCAUGACGAGCCGAUGGAGCGGAGCGAGAGCGUGUUCCAUUCGCCACAGGAUCAAGAGCGAGCCCAAGAAGGAGGAGGGACCGAGUCAGAGAACAGCUGGACGGACACGACGGUGGAGGUGCCUCCUAUGACGGCGGCUGGUGUUGCCCCGGCUUUAGUCGCCAGUGCAGUUCCAGCUGCGCCGUCGUGUGCUGCUGUUGCUGGGGCUUCGCGUCCUCAAUCACGGACUGCACGUCCGAGUUCUGAGUGGAAGGCUGGGACUGCCGCUGCUGUGUUUACAGCAGACGCACAUCCGUUGCCGAGUGACGAUUUGCUCACGUCAGUGCUAAAAGUCAUUCUACGCUCGCAGUAUCAACGGGAUUUGGACCGAGAAGAGGAACGCAUUCGUCGGGCAGAAGAGCGACAACGUCGUCGCGAAGAGGCGGAGCAGCGGAGACAGGAAGAAGAGCAGCGACGUGAUGAAGAACGUGACGAGCGGCGCCGACGCAGUGAAGAACGCGCGGAAGAGCGAGACGAAAACCGGCGUCGACACGAGCAGUUUAUGCAGAUGAUGAUGCUGCUCGUGGGCAAGAAGGAUACCGCUCAGCACCGAGACACGGAUUGUUAA